AUGCUUAACGAAAGCUUAGAAUCUGACAAGGAGAUCGAUCCCGAAAAAGAAAGACAAAGAUUGAUGAUCAAGAGAUAGAAGUCAAUUGAGGAGAGUCUCCAAUUAAAUGUCAAAGAUCACAUCAUUAAAUUGGAAGUAAAGAAUUCUAAUAACUCAGAAUUACUUGAUUGAAUUGAAAAAAGACUUAGAAAACAGCAAAAAAGAAAUGGCGAAUUUAAGAAUGGAAAUUUCGACUGUGAAGAAUAAUCAUGGAACAACGAGCGAUGAUCUAAGUACAUUUAUACAGAAUGAUGUAACUAUUAUUACAAACUCUAGGCAAAAAGACUUCUUAAUGAAACUCUCAAGAAAUCUUAAGAAGUUUAACAUGAUAGUGAAUUUUUAGAUGCUUAAUUAAAUGUAUUGAAAAGCGAUAAAGAUAAAUUAUUAGAUGUUACAACUACAUUGGAAAAAAGAAUUGUGUCAUGUGAAACAGAUGUAGGAUUUAAACAUGUUUAUGAUUGA
Molecule: messenger RNA, 501 nt
Organism: Paramecium octaurelia
Lineage: Eukaryota; Ciliophora; Oligohymenophorea; Peniculida; Parameciidae
Source: the annotation of a GenBank genome assembly